Molecule: messenger RNA, 28177 nt
Organism: Xyrichtys novacula (pearly razorfish)
Lineage: Eukaryota; Metazoa; Chordata; Actinopteri; Labriformes; Labridae
Source: the annotation of a GenBank genome assembly
CCUGAGCCGCUCACAUCCACCUGUUAAGGAGAGAGACUAGAGCGGACGGAGUGUGUGAGAGAGAAAUGAGGUGAAAUGAGGUUUUACUCCGUCAGAUUUGGGUGUUUGCUGGCUUUCGUGUGUUUUGUUUCGCUUUCCUGGAUAAAAUCAAUUCCUCACCAUGAAGGUAAGCGGCCACCGGAGUUUUUACGAGAACUUAUAGUAGGAGUUGAAUAUUAUCAAAUCCGAACAUGUUCAGCAGGCUAUUACCUUUUUUGUACUUUGUAUUCACCGCAAAAACCUUAAACUUUACCAAAUUUGCCUCAUCCCUGGUAAGAAAAGGUAAUUACAUUUACAGCCUACAUUUUACAUUCACCUGACAAGCACAGAUGGACAUCGUAUUUAAACCUACUAGUCCAAGGACUGCAAAAGUGUAAACUUAAAAGAAAAUUUGCGUGCUUCAUUGACAACCAUUUUUUUGCUCCUCAAAAUCAAUUAAUUGUUUUUGGCUUUGAAUCUCUUGAAAUCGAAUGUUGAUAUUGAAUGUCCGGCCUGUGUAGUUAAUAUGAAGUACUGUGAUAAAUUAAUCCCAUGAACAUUUUUAACCUGUUCUUAUCAAGUUAUUUUUAGAAAUUGGGACAGGUAUCCAAGGUUUCCGCCAUCCUUCUUACAUUACUGUCUACUGUCACUUCUACUUUUUUGUCAUUGUAACAGUUUAAGUGCAGUGUACAGAGUACGUUUCUGACAUGACACUGGAAAACUUAAAGCUCCUGUAAAAAGCUGUCUGACAUUAAUAAAACCGAUUAAAAUUGAAACUGAUACCUUUAAAUGAUAUAGAAAAGCAAAUGGUACCAUCAGCAACAAAACAGACUAUUUUUAUUUUCACAAAUGUUCAUGCCAGAAAACAAUGGGAGGGGGUAGGUGUCAGCCAAGCAGCUGAGGCAGCAACUGUUUUAAGUUUUCACAUGAAGUAUUCAUAAAUAAUACCGUGGAUGCUUAAGUAUGCAGAGGAGAGUGCCAAAAUUGACAAAAUAUAAAAUUUCCUGGCAAGAGCUUAAGGUUCAGAGAGCCAAGUAUGAUUUGUGCUUUUUUUUAUUCAUUAAAAGUAUUUUAAUCAUACCAAAAGUUUUACCAGCACAGACAGACUUUUGGAUUGGAAUUUGAUCUAUUUUUGUAUUUAGAAAGCUGAAUGCAACAACUUAAAGCUUCUGUAAAGAACUUUCACUUUGUGCCGAUAUACCUAGCCUGGCUGGGCCAUCCAGUUGCGUGAAUCACUUGCCGGUCCUUCCCACAACAGUCUGCACUUCGGCCAAUUGGGAGCGUGUAUUAGAAAUCAGAAAAUAACCGGGUCAAUCAGUGACUGUGUUUCCACUGUUCCUCGGACAACAGGGAAAGGCAGCCCCUAAUUGGUCCAUGUGUAGAUGGUGAUGUCUAACACAUGCUGCGGGACUUUUCAAAGCGCUGUUAAUUCACAACGCUGUUAAUUCACAACGCUGUUAAUUCUGCAGUUCACUUUGCAAAGUCGGCAGAAAUCGUUUAGAUCUGCAGAAGACGUUGGAUAUAAACAAUUUCUGCCGUGGAAGAAACACAGUGGAAAACACAGUCACUGAUUUACCUGGUUAUUUUCUGAUUUCUAAUACACGCUCCCAUUAGGCCAAAGUCCAGACUGUUGUGGGAAGGAACAGCAAGUGAUUCACGCAGCUUGAUGGCCCAGCCAGGCUACGAUAUACCUGGUGAGGACAAAGAUGUACCCUUAGUGUCUUUUUAAAUGUUGGUCCUGCUCAUUUGUAAUUAGUGUAAUUAUCCUGCUGUCUUUCAACAGUCAAAGAAAUGACUCAGUGUUGCUUUGCACAGUGUAAAAAAAUAAGCUAUUUUUGCUUGUGAGGUGUUAAUGUCCUUAACUGACACCAACCCUAGAGCAGCAGCGUCAGGCUUAAAAGAUAACAGCAAAGACAUUGUCAGCAUCGACACAUUUAUGAUCUUGUAUUGUAUUUAAAAAUGUGUCAGUGCUAAUUACAGCUUGAUUUAUUACCCUUAAAAAGGCUCACCCUCAGUUUGCAGGAGAAGUAGGUAUUAGAUGGAGAUGUCUCUUAUUCUAGUAUCAGCUCCUCUGAUUGGGCAGGUAAUUUGUUAGAGAAACAGGUUGAACCACAUAUAAGAGAUUUCUGUAUACAGAUUCUGAUGGAAUCAUGCAAAAGCCCGGAGGCCACCAGCAGCUAUAUAACAUCGAUUUAGCUUUAGAUCAAGUCUUUGACCUGAUAUCUACAUGUAGGUACAGCUAAGGAUUUGCUGUCAGGAUGUGCAUCAUCUUUCAGCUCCAGUUCUGUUUUUGCCUAGUAGAUUGUUAGAGCGUUAACAACCUGCAAGAUAUGCAAAGUGAAGCCCUGGCCUGGGUGCUAUCAUUGCUUACUGCCAACUAUGCUCAAAGUCCUAGAAAGUUUUGCAUCUCUCUCAGGGGCAAUGAGUUGAUGGCAGAUGGGUUCAGAGAGUGUACUCAUCUAAAUGUCAAGUUAAAAACCUAUUGACUAACUGUGAAACUGAUUUCUGUGGUCAUAGACAGGGGAAACUGGCCUGUGAUGGUAAAUUUUUCUUUGAGUUAAAGACACAGUAACCACAGGUUGUUUUUUUUUAAACUAAAAAUCAUGUAAAACUGUUAAAGUGGUAUACAGACAGGAAGUAAAGAGUUGGAAAAAAAUGCCCCAAACCUCCUCAGCACAGUUUGCUCUGGGAUACUAUCAUCUGUGGACCCAUGGAAGUUUGGGAAUUACCCCCUGUUGACAAUGUUUUUUAGGGAUGGGACUCAAGAACAAGUUUCAGAUAAGAGCCAGUUUCAACUCAUUUGAGUCAUCAACAUCAUUUGUCCUUGUGGUUCCCUCAUCAGUGCCUCACUAUUAGCUCUGUGUGCUUAUCACGUUUAACAUAAACAUGCUCAAAAGCAUCUCAGAAUGAAAAAAGUAUGAAACGCAGAUGUGUAGGACAUACCACUGUUGUGCUUACUAUAUAAAAGCCAGAAUGGUUUACAGUAAAAUGUACAGUAAAAUCCACUUGCACCAUGAGACCUGCAGCUUUUUGGUGAUAAACCCUGUGUGCUUCUGUGGUGUCCAGUGAUUUACAGAGAAGUUGUGUAUUUUCAAAGACUGUCCAGACCCAGUCCCCCCAAAACAAAGGUAAUCUAAGAACAAGAAGAAAUGUAUUGAUCCCCGAAGAGAAAUUCAAUUCUGGGAGGAUUUAUGUUCAAAUUUUAGUAAAAUAGUGCAGAUUCACUUAUUGGCUGACUAUGAUAGACAAGCGUGAGUUUUUGUUUUGGUCCGUCAACCAAUCAGAGGGUGUAUCUGCAAUCAGCUGACCCAAAAUGUCAGCCAGUCACCCAAUGAGCAGCCAGACUGAGAGACAUCAUAGCCUGCUCACUGCACAGAAAUAAAAAAGGACUGUUUCAGAUAGAGUAAUCCUACAAUCCUAAGUGUUUUUACAAUCAUUUUACAAAAAAACAUUUUGUCUAAAAGAUGUUGAGAGCAUCAAUUUACAUUGCCUUAUGUAAUGUGACUAUUUUAUUACUUUUUUAUAAUCUUAAUUGCGGUCUGUACUUCUGUAAUAAGAUUUGGUCUCCUGUCAAAUGUCAUGAAUAGGGGGUCAUCUUAUAAUCCGAAUCAAUACAGGUGACAUUUUAAAACUCUCGCCAGUAUAUACCCACCUUUGUUUUUCCUAUUACUGACCUCUUUUCGGCUUUGUGCAUCUGUAAAUGAAUGUUAUAUCUUUGUGGAGUAGAAACAAAUGAAAAACACUGAGCACAGUGGAAAGAAAAGGAUUUAUUUUGAUGGUUGAAGUGCAACUUUCAACUUAUAUGGAAACAUUUGCUAUCCUUAUUACUUGUUAUGCUUUAAUUUACGGUAGCUUAAUGCAAUACCAGAGCAGUUUAUAGGGAGAAGAAGAAGAACUUUAUUGAUAUCCGAAGGGAAAUUCAAUUGUCUGUUGUCUCACGUAAAAUGUCUAUAAAAUUAAUCUAUUAUUUACAUAAGAGUUAUACAGUCUGAUGGCUGUUGGUACAAAAGAUCCUCUGAAUCUUCUGUCCUGCAGCGAAGAGAGAGGAGCCGUCCACCACCAUUGGCCCUUUGGUCCAUCAAGGUGUUGUGAAGUGGGUGAUCCGUGUUCUUUAGAAUAGUCUCCACCUUCCUCAGUGUAGAUCUCUCCACCACAUCCUCCACUGAGUCCAGCUUGAGUCCUACCACAGAACCAGCCUUUUUCACCAGUUUGUUAAGUUUAUGUGAAACAUGCUGACAGUACCUCAGCCAGCGACAAGAAUGUGUGGUAUUUUGUUUCUAUUUUUGUUGUUCCGUCUAUCUGGAAGCAAGGGAUGUUAAUUUUUUUUUUGAUUUGAUUUAAUAAUUUUAUUUAAGUGUCAUACACCAAAAUUGGUGUCCAGCCCCAUGGGCUUAUUAGACACUGUUCAACAAACUCAAAACACAAUGUAUCCAAGACAGCCACGCAACAUAAUAUACAACAACAAUAACAUCAAAAAUCCAUUAAGAAUUGUAACACAAACAAUGAGGAUAAUGAAAGAGAAACAAAAAAGUUCAUCCUACAGGGUACAAAAUACUUUGCCGCAUAUGCCAAGCCUUUUUAACAAAUUUUGCCAAAACAAAAACAUCCUUUUCAAACAACCAACCCAAAAUCUCACCUUCACUCUUCCAAAAUAAAUCAGGAUUUUUAAACUGAAUUGAUUAAAAAAUGACAGUCCUUAAGUCAACAUAUAAGGGACAAUUGAAAACAAAAUGAAAUUCAUCCUCAACCACCUGUAAAUCACAGAAUUCACACAAACGUGCUUCUUCCGGUAAGCCUUUAAAUCGUCCCACUUCUACUGCCAGAGGCAAGGUACCUGUUCUCAACUGAGCACAGAGAGAUCUCUGUCUUCUCUUUAAAUUAAGGAAAAUAUAAGGUUCUGUAAAUGUUAAAGUUUGGUGUUUAGUUGUCUGAAAACUUAACAGCCCAGAAUGAAAAAGUAGCCCUCAGACAGAUUGCCUGAGUUGCUGUCUAUGUUGAAACAAAAUAGAAUAUGAAACCUCACAACUUAUUCCCCUUAGUAGAGAUUUUGCAACAAAUGUCUGCCUGCCGAAACCUCACAGCCCCAUGUAUCUGUGUUAGUACAUAGCACACGGACAUUUACAGAUCCUUUUUACUCAUAACAACAAAUUAAAUCCUCAUAUUUAAAGGUUUACAUCUUUUCUUGUCAGGUGAGUGUGGCUUAAAUGUAUUUAACAAGCAGACAAAUACAAAAGACAAAUACGCUCCGUGUACGAGUGUCUUAAGAUACACUUAAACUGCUGCAAACAGACUGUGAUAACAACAACACAAUAUAAAUUAAACAGAAAAAUGAAUGACUGUGAUAUAAAAUGCUGGUCUGCUGAGAUGUGUUGACACACUAAGAGCAAGCUGAGAGUAGGAAAAUGUAUGCUGGUAUAGAGUCAAAUCUAGGAUUAAAAAAACAAAACAGUGUGAAACAACACUAGUUAAAACUGGGACAACAGAAUAACACUGACAGCAACCACACACAGGUAAGGUUUGUAAUUAAUAAUAUGAGGUGUGACACCUCAGUAAAUGCGUUAACCGAGGCAGACAUCCUCUCUCUCUCUUUCUUUCUCUCUCUCUCUCUCUCUUUAUAUAUAUAUAUAUAUAUAUAUGUAUUGAUAGUACCUGCUCUUUUUGUUUUUCUUGUUUAAUUGAGCCUGUUAUCUCAGGUUUAGGUCCAACGAAAGACAUUGUGAAAAUCCCCCCCUUACUGACUGAUGUGAAAGAGAUGUUUUUUACGUAUCCUGAAAUGAAAGUCCUAGGGGUGACAAAACACUGAAACAAACACAAAAUAUAAAUUAUUCUUUCUGCAUUCUGAAAAAGUUACACCAGCGUAAAACCAUACGUAUUUAAGCAUGUUGAAAUCUGUCAUAAAACUUCUUUCCAUGUUCAUAACAGUCCGCACAUGAUCUAAAUUUGCUCCAUAAGACCACAAACGGCCAUGAAAGUAUGAGGGCUGUGACUGUUUUAAAUGUUCUAAUGAAUAAAGUGCACAUGUGGUUGUGUUUUUACAGGAAUAGUAAGGGGUUUUUAAUGGAGAGGGGUUAGUCUUUUUUCAUCACACCACUUCAUCACAGGAUUGUUUUCAGGAUAUCGUUGUUGCCCUCAUAGAUUCUUAGAUUGGUACCAUCAUACUGAGCUGAACUUCUGUACAGUCAUGUUCAAAUUAGGAGGCUGAGGUCAACCAGCAUCUUUAAGGACUUCUCCUCUCUUUAGUCUCCUGUCAAGUGGCUUGUGUCCAUGAUAUUUAUGUCUGUCCAUUAGCUCCUGAUGUCAAACUUAGGACAUUUUUAUUCGCUUGUUACUCCAGAGGAAGUGAAGUGAUAACACAGCAGCCUAAAUUACAUCAGCAUUUAAGCUUUAUACUUUGAAUAUGACCUCUGAGGAAAAUAUCUACCUUGUGAACACUGUACAUUGUUGCAGAAUAAUAACUACUUGUCUGCAUUUGCUUCCAGGUUCGGCAAUACAGCUGGACCUGCAGACCCUGUACGAGCGUUUGUUGGCGGCCGAGCAGCUGGGUGUGGAGGUCAGAAAGGAUCUCAGCAACAUGCUUGAAGAGCUGAGGAACAUGUCCAAAGCUGCAAACAACACCCAUCACACUGUGAACAACACCAAUGACAUCAGCACAGGUACUGAUGGGCAGCAGUGUGCAGGAGGUGUUAAACUUCAAAACCUUGUGAGAGUAGCUUGAACAGUGCUACUGAAGAAACACUUUAAUACAGACAAAUAAAGCAGUGUAGUUCAAUUGCUGUACAAGAGCUAAAUAUCAGUGCUGCAUUGACACAAGUAUACCAAAUGCAGAGGUGAUCAUAAUCACAAAUAAGAUCUCUUUUCUGGAAAUACACUGCUGAUGUUCAGUCUGUUCGUAUCUAGAGUGAGAACAGGGUUUAUCCCUAAAUCAGAAGCACAGUAAUAGGAGAAAAUACUGCACUCUUUUCUACUUGUACUCUUUUUUUACUUAAACUGACAGUCUGUUACAGCUCCAACAUGAUCAUCAGAUGUAACUGCACCUUGUCAAAGUGCGCCCUCGAAAAGUGCCUCUUGUUGCAGCUGAAAGGCUCAGAGUUUUAUUCAAAGUAUAUUUACAUUAAUAUAAACCCAGUCUUACAACGAUAAACCAUUGUGUUAUGUAAUGUAUCUUUUAUUUAACUUUAAUUUAAAACUAUUACUAUCACUCUUAUCUUAUCAUUUUAUCUUGCAAAACACUGUUUUUUCUAUCUUUACCUGUUUAGGAAAAAGAAAAACUGGUAUGAUGGGUAACCAGAGCCUAAUUUAGUCAUCUGGCUCAUUUGUAAUCAAACAAUCUCAAACCAGAACUGAUUGAAGCUGCACAGACUUUACAUACUGAGAACUGAGAGCUCAGUCAAAUUUUGACUUGAACUGAAAAUCUUCUCCUGAACAACUUUCUCUGGAGCUUUGCAGGAGAAAAAUUACAAAAUCUUGACAACUGGAUUUUUGGUUAAUAAAAAACCUUCUUCAAAUUAUUCAUAACUUUAAUAACUUUCAGUUGGAAAUGCAAGUGGAUGAAAACCAGGCUAUUUUGAAGUAGAAGAUUUUGUCAUUGUGCCAAUAUGUAUUAACUUUGAAACCUCAAUUGUGUGAAGCUUGUGUUUAAAUGUUCAUCUGUACCCAGAUGAUGUUUUCUUUUUUUUAUCCUAACUUACUAUUUUAAUCAUUUAUUCUCAAAAAAGCCUUUAAACAAGAAAACGAGCGUCUGCUAUGAACACUUCCACACUUAAUGUAUAUUGUACACGUCCUUGACAAAUAGCCUAUAAAUUAAUGACAAAUGACCAUGAAGGCAUCUGGUGAUCAGAUGUAACUUUCUGCUAAGUAAGCGCAAGGCCACAAUGCUUGAAAAUGUUCUAGUUCAGAGGUGCACAAAUUGACCUAAAGUUAUAACAAAACUGAAAAGUAGAGGACCCAGGACUAAACCCCGGGGUACCUUAUGAGUUUUAUUUUCCUGUAAGUUUUAAAUUUGUCGAGUAAGACUGAAAAUUGUGCUUAAAACCCGAAUAAUACAGAAGGAAAAAAUAUUAAACCUUUCAAGUUUUAUUUAACCAUCAAUUUGCCUGUUUGAGACCAGGCACACCAAAAACAUGCAGUCAACAAAAGAUGUAGUUGUACCCAGUUUUGUCCUCCUUACCGAUGGCAUUCAAAGCUUUUUGUGUUUUCGCAUUUAAUUGACAUUUUUUGAAGUGUUUUAAAAUUUUAUUUCAAAAAGUGUAGAAAGUUCCAGAAAAGACUUGGGGCUCUAUUUUUGUGCCCCUCGGCGGUGCAGCGAAGGGUGGUGCCCCUCCCUGCAGUGGUAUAUUUUUGUCUGGCGGAGCCUGGCGCACAGCCAGUUUGGUAUUUUGGUAGACUGAGGCGCACAAAGGUGCGCCAAGCUGGGCGUGGUGGCACGGUAGGGGGAGGUGUCGGCAGAAUCAGCUGCCGCAGUGACAUUUUAUGUUCCACCGGCAGCGUAGAAAAGGCGCUGAAAGAUCGCCGAUUCAAACCUGGUCAGCUUUCAGCGCAGGCGGAGCACAGCUGGUCUAGUGGUAUUUUGGUAGACCGGUGGUGUAUUAGCAUACGUCACCGAUGCCUCACAGGCAGGUUUCCACAGUGUCAGGCACAUUUCAGUGCAAUAAAUAAUCAUCAACAACUAAUAUUCUGAGUCAGCAAAUACAUAUAGAUCUAUAAAUAUAAUCUAAUUUAUAUCUGAUCUGAUAAACGCGUUUGGACAAUCAACCUGACAGAAUUAACACAGCUGAAACUGCAUUAAAUUAAAUGUGAAAUCAAAAUGUGCUUGGACACGCCUUACUGGUGCAGCGCUCGUGAUUAACAACACGCCUGCGCCACGCCGCCAGCGAGGCACGAAAGUAGAGUCCUGAGACUUGGAUGAACACAGGAAGUUUCUAUGUUUUAGGUUGAUUUCUUGACUUUUUAGUUGCUGUUCCAACCCAUCCUGUAACUUUUCAGCGUGUUUGAUUUUUUGGAGUAUUAGACAGAUACUUGGUUCUUCCAUUGAAAUACAUAACUUUCUUUACUUUUCUUUUAGUGACAGAAAGAAGGAGGCAAGAACACAGCGAUUUACAUACACAGGCGAUCCUGCAGCCCAACAUUUAUGCCUUCUUGCCUCAUCUUGCAAAACAUCCAGAAAGUCUCACACCAAACAUCUUGCUGGGACAGGGGCGCCGAGGAGGUAUGGAUCACCAUAACAUACACACCUCCAAAAAACAGUCAUAUUUUCUUCUGAGUUAAUUCCUUAGGAGUCUUUUUAAGUAAAUAUUAGUGAUGUUUGAUACCACAGAUUUCCUUUCUGAUCCAAUACUGAGUAAAAUUAAGCCAUGGUAUCGGCGAUACGGAUCUGAUACUGAUACUUGUGCAAGUAUACCUAAUAUGUCUGGUAAAUCAUUUAGAUAAGAUCUCUACAGUUAAGUUACUUUCCAAUGUGUUCCUGUUAAUUAUAUACAUUACCUCAUAUGAAGUAUCAAAAGUAUUUGGAUUUGAAAAUCGAUUUUAGAGCACAAAGAGCUGGUAUCAGAAGUAUUGAUAUUUCAGUAUUGAUCUGCACAUCACUAGUAAAUAUUUGUUUUGAGAAUUUAUAAUAUCAGCAAGUCAGUUUAAGAAUUUCUAGCAAUUGAAGUGAGUGGUCUAAAUAAAAUGAUACCAGGCUGAACAUGUUAUAGAUCAGCUGAUUCUGCUCACCUCAACACACUUUGACCACAUAUUAACACAGGCUGAUUCUACACAGUAGGGCUGUGUUGAGGAAACAGUGACAGUGGACGACCUUUGAACACUGAGAGCAGGAAAUGCUUUUGAUUACAGACUAGUGAGGACUAGAAAUACUUGUCUUCACUACCUGCCAGACUCUCUUUGAAUACCAGCUAACGAAGGAUUGCAUGUUUUAGUCAGGCAUUGUCUUCAAAGGUCAUAUACAAUGAAAACAUAGUUUUCCUCUAUAUUCUUAACCCUUUAACUUCCACACUAAGACAUGCAUAUGCAAAAAAAAAACAUGUUAGUAGAAUUGUGUUGAUUAAUUAAUCAAUAUUUCAUGUUUCAUGUUUCAGAACAACAAAUCAAGAAGUUUGUUAUGUCGGACAUGAAUGGAUUUCUUUCAAAACCUAUCUGUACAUAAUUUUGAUAUCAUUCAAAUGUAAACAAUGAACCAUAAACAGAAAUUAGAAACAGCUGUGUGCCUGCUACAAUGCCCAUAAAACGUGUUGCAGUCCAUUAUUUCUGAAAGAUAAGAAGAAACAAACCACAAUUACUGCAACAAAUACAAUAACCCCUGUCUUUACAGAUGCCUAUCUAACAAGCUUUGAAUAAUUGGCUUUCAUAGGCUAACAUUCUGAUAAAAAUUAAUGUCUGUAUAGCUUAGAAAUAGAAUGACCAGCAACAGUUAGAAAAUGAGAAAUUAGUGACUUGAGUGAGGCUGCUUACACUGGCAACUUAACCGAACGGUCAGCCAUGUUUUCAAAGAUAUACAUUUUAUUGUCUGAUUUAUGUCCUUGAACUAAAGCAUGCUUGUUAGGGUGUCUAGAAAUUACAUCUGAUAAGUUUUUAAACUUUCACAUGCACUACUUAUCCAAACAGCAGUACUCCCUAUUGGAUGUAAUUGAUGCCCCACCACUAUUCAAUGAGGUGAAUCAUGAUAACCAGCCAAAAAUAGGUUUUUAGAGUUUUUACCCCAGUCAUUCGGUUAGGGUCAACUGCACUGUUGUAAUGGAAGUCAAAAGCCUACCUAUUCCGAUAACAGUGCUUCUACAAGAGAAUUUACACUUUUGGUGAUGUAACAAAGCAGCUAAUUGGCAUAAAAAGUCGCACCCAUGAAUUGGUCGCUUUAUCAGACAACUGCAAGGCAGCCAGUCAGAGCAGUGCAUCAUAGUCAUAGAAUCAUCACCAGCCUGGAUCAGAUAGAUCAGUGGAUUUUUUUCAAGUCAAAUCAAAACUUUGCUUGUAAUAUACCAAGGACAUGUUGCACCAAGUGGAAAACACUGUUAUAUGAAACAGGGGCUGCAGAUUUACUGACCUUUGUGCACCGUAAACUGACUUGACUGAACUUUUUUAACAACAGAUCUCAUUUAACAACCAUGUACAAACUGCCUUUUGUAGUUUUUGAGAAGAAGCUCCAUUCCCUGAUGUUUUAUGAUGUCCCAGUGUUAUAUCUUCCGAGAGAUGCUCCUGAGGGCUCACAGACCAGUUCAAUGCUGCUGUUUGUUUGUCAUGUUUGUCUUUUCUCAGUGUCCAUCGUGAUGGGCGUUCCCACAGUGAAGCGUGAAAAGGAGAGUUACCUGGUCAGCACACUCAGCUCUCUGCUCUACAGCCUGACACCAUCAGAGAAGAGCGACAUCCUUAUCAUCAUCUUUGUGGCUGAGGUAACGUCCACACAGAGGAAUCCGGUGCUGAUCCCAGCUGACAGGUCGGCAGACUGAAGGCUGGUUAGAAGCAUCAGGAAAGAUCUUACACAGUACAUGGAGAAGGAGGAGAUAUUCACUUAGCUGUCUUGGAGUCAUGACAGGGUUUUAGAUUUACACUGUCUACAAGCUGGAUAUUUGCAUGGUUUUAUCCAGCAUGAGAAACCAUAAUUAGUUCAUAAAAUCACUUUCUUGUAGAAGCCUUUCAAACUGUUUCAUUUGAUUUCAGUGAUGUUGUGAUAAACCCCUAAGAGAGUGGAGCUGAUGAGCAGAAUCAGCUGAUCUAUAACAUGUUCAGCCUAGGAUGUGGGAUCUCAGAUUAGCACAAAGCACUACAGAUUAUCACUACAGAUUAGCACUGCAGUAAGGAAUAGAAGGAGCAACGAAGUGUCUAGAUCAAAAGAGAAGCAAAAAUGUCACCGUCCAGUUAUGGCUACAAAAUAAUCUCUAUCAUUUCUCAGUUCGUUACACCAACAGGAGUAAUGCCUCUGUCUCUGUAAAGUCUGAGUUUCACUAAAAAUCAUAAAUUAAACCACGGCUCACAUCACCAGCAUGAAUAAAAAGAUAAACCUGUUUCCCUGUGCACUGCCGGCAUGAUUAAUUCACAGUUUGACUCUGUGUAUGAUUCAUCUGUUAGUUUAGAUGUCAGCUGUCCUGCCUUAAAAAUCAACAGAAUCUAAGAUAUACAGGUUGGAUCCAUCUUUCUGAUGCAUUCAUAGUAGUCGGGAAAUCUUUAUGCUGAAUGGCUGUAGUGACAGAGUCAGACAGAUUUCUGGCUGUUUGAUUUUCAGCAGACUGCCAUCUGCACUUAUUGUAAAUAAGUCAUUGUCAGAUUGGUGCUGGUUAAAGUUGGGAUGUAUUUUUGAGAGAUUAUAUUGCAACUGCUUUUGCUCUCCAUACAGACUGUUUUACUGCCUACUGAUGCAAAAUGUAUAACAAGACUGAAUACUACUCAGACUGAAAAUGAUACCAGAAAACUUGGAAAUAGUAAUGUCUGAUCCUGUGUUUACAGGCUCUGUAUUUAUAUGUAAAUGGAGAACAGAGAAAUACUAGAAAUGACAUUGCACAUAUUCUAAAUUAGGGAACAGAGUCUGACUAAGCAGUUGAAAUUGCCUACAUAAAACCCCCUAGAGCUCUGAAAGUAAGAGUCACAAAAUCACUGCAUUGACAAGGUGGCAAUAAGAGAAAAAGAAUGCAAUCACAAUUUUGUGCUCAUUCCUAGUAACCUGAUAAGCUGUUUUUAUUUGACCGGUUUGGCAGCUAAACUAAAAUGAUCAAAUUCAUCAGCCAUGAUAGGAUGUUCAUUCAAGAUUAGAUCAGAUCUAAAAAUAUUUUUUACUUCUAUCUGGCUAAAUCCAAAGAUGUUUGAGUAUAUUUUCAUGUAUACAUCAAAGUCAUGGGUAUUAUUGUAAAAGUUAAAGAGUUGAACCAGGUGUAGUUGCCAGAUUAGAAAUAAGCAGCCUACACUGUAUGAUGAAUGUAUUAAUUUCAGUCUUGAUUUAUUUGCAGCCUUGGUUUUUAGCUCCAUAACUUUCAUAUUUUCAUAAUUUCUUCUUUAACAGUGAGACCAAAGCAGGCAGCCAGCAGACUUUCAUUUUAGUGCAAUGUGUUUAAUAAUGGCCCCCUUUCAUGUACAUACACCACCAAGAGAUUCUAAAACAGGAAGCCUGAGUUGACAGAGACACUCACAACCAGCGUCAUGAUGUCUGCUAUCUGUAACUGGGACUUCAGGUUUUGUGGUUAGCUGAUGUUUAACUGGUUUCAUGCACCCACCUGAUCAAAGACACCACCCCUCUGUAUAAACUGAUGAAAGUGAUGAUUUCUUUUCUCAGAGACUAUCUGUCUGUAUAAACUAACCACAUCAGAAAUCCCCCGUACGACACUCACUCUCUCUUUUUAUCGCUCUCUCUUUUCUUUACAGUCAGACUUGGAUUACGUCAGAGGAGUAGCAGAGAUCAUAUCCAAAAAGUGAGUGCCUGUAGUUUUCCUACCAUGUGGCAGUUUCACUUUGUAUCAGUGCAGCAGUUUACUGUGGUUUCCUUUCUCUCCUCAGUGUGGCUUUUUGUGUCUUUGCUCAAGAAGAUUUUUUAAAGGGUUUGUUCAGGUUGAAACAGAAUCUUAUUUCUUUAUUAAUUUAUGUAAACUUACACCAGUACUAUUAUCAUCCUGUAUCAAAAAGCCACACAGCACAAGCAUUACACCCUUCUCAUCUGAACAACCCAUUCGUCACAGGUUUACCUGGUUUACUCCCUUGUCCUUUACUGGGUUUCACUUUUAAUCAUGCUGGAAAUUUUCUAUUGGUUUAGAAGUGUCAUCACAGAAUGAGCAACUUCCCUUAAAAUGCAUCUUUAAAGACAAAAUAUCACUGGGGUUUCUAUUUCUCUGGUAUUUCUUCCUUUUGAGGUCAGAGCUGGAUUCAAAACAUUUGUGUUUUUUUAUAGGGUUUCAUUUCAUCUCACCAUGAGGUCCAGGUUUUUAGACCUGUGAAAGCGUGCACAUGACAAGAGUUUAUAAAAAGAAAUAAUUCCUCAAAGCUCAUUGAUACAGAGAUUGUCUGAAAGGAAAGAUUUCUAAUCAUAUCAAGAAGAAAAACUUUCAAAGAUCCAUCUGUUUUUUGUGACAUUGGUAUUAAAAUGACAGAACUCUUAUUUCAGCUGCUGAACACCUCAUCUUUCAAGUAGGUGUCUUUUCUAUGUGGUUCAAACAUCAGAGUUUAAGUACUGAACUACUAUUAAAACCCUUUUGAAUUUGUAAUAAAACAUCGAUUUGAGAUGUUUCAGAGCUAGGAAACUAUGUGCAUCACAACUGCUCAGUGAUCCAUAGGUUGUUUCCACCAGCUGUGAUCUACUUACUGAUCUCCUGAAAUCUACCCCCUUCAUGGUAGAAGCGCAGUUUCAGUUUAAAUUUAGCUAACAUGGCCAGUCUGAGGUUAGGUAAAGUCUUAUAUUUUGCUAAAUAAGCGUAUUGAAACUGUAGGGGGAGGUGUACUUGGGUGACCUUUCAGGUUGGGCUCAUCUUUUUUGUAAAUGUGAUACAAAUGCCCCCACAGCAUACAAACACGUUUUUCCUCUUCUUCUCUUCCUGACUGACGCUCUGAGGCAGACUAUUUUCUGCUGAAGAAUGUGGUCGGACUGUAUGGACCUUAUAAACAACAGACUGAGAUAUUUGAUCUGUUGACACACAGCCAAGCACAGUGGAGUGAAUCCUUAAAGUGUGGAGAACUGGUGGUAAUUGCACAUGUUAUCAUGACAGUAAUCACACCUCCGAAUAGCCUGAUAAUAAUGUAUCUGAACAUAAAGACAUAAAGUCUUUAAACAUAUUUCUAUCUUUACAAUAAUCAGGGGUUGCAGUACAUCAGUCAGGAGCCACCUGGCACUCAAACAUGCUGUGCCAUAACACACCACCGAUUUCUUUGUUUUUUUUUGUAUGUGUUUAUUUUAACCUUAACUGGCUGAGCUGGUAUUUCUGGUUUGCUCCAGGAAGUAAGUUGGAUCUAGACUGUGAAACUUUUGUCACAUUUGUCAGGAUUUGCAUUCCAGUCUUUUCUAAGGUAACACUAAAAGAGUCAUCUCAAAAGGCAGUUCACGUAGUUUAAAUAGAUUGAGUUCAUGUUAAUUUAAAAAAAGGCUGCCUCAUAUUAUUGUUCUGUAGAGCCUCCUCAGCAUUAAUCCCUGAUCCUCAAUCGCUGACAUUUCCUGAAAUAAUUAAAUCGCCACAUCCUACUAUAAAGAUAUUAACUUUAAAGACAAAAGAAAAAUGACUAUGUCCCACCAAUCAAAUGUGGAGAAAAAUACCAGAGGCUUUGAAAAUCCAAAAACUCGCAUCUAACUCUAAUUUGUUGGCAGAAUAUUUGUCUAAAGGUUCCAACACUCUAUCAAACCCUGUGUCAUAAAUACAAAUGUGCUUGAGAUGGUUUUUACAUACUCUUAAAUAAAAGAGCCAAGAGUGAAGAAACACUCGACAAACACAAAAAGCUUCAGUUCAUUGUUCAUCAAAUAUGAGUAUGUUCAGUGGAUGUGUUCCUUUCAGUGUGUCCAUGAACAACGAUAUUGGCAGGUCAAGAGUGCCCCUCUUUAACACCUUCAGGGUGAGAGUGCCAAACACAGCUCUGUGCAGAAGAGUCUGGGGAAACAUGGCACACCUUGGUCACAAUAAAAACUAAAAUAUAUGAGUUUAUUUCAUUUUUCCUUCUUUGACGUUAAACUAUGAGUCAUAUAUGCAUGAAGUUAUACACAAAACUGGAUUUUGGUGCAUUUUUCCAUUCUUAAUUAAAUUCUGAUUAUUUAUGUAACAUAUUUAUAUUACUGGUCAGAUUUAGGGUGAACUUCUGUUCCUUUGCAGUUUUCCAAAAGAUGUGCAGACUGGAUUGUUGGAGGUCGUCGCUCCCUCACAGUACUACUACCCCAACUUCACAAGCCUUAAGGAGACGUUUGGAGACUCAAAGGACAGAGUCAAGUAUGUCUACCUUUAUCUGUCUCUCUAAGUAUUUGUCAAUACGAAUUCAAAACAGUACCCUCUAUUUAGAAGUGUCAGAUACAAACAGAGAGGGUGGUUUUGGUUUUUGGAAUUGAAAGGGUUCCGGUUCCGUUUUUAGUAUAUUUGCAAGCAGAACACAAUCCAUUUUAGAUUUUUACCUGUACAAAUUUGGGUUAAACAAGGUUCUGUUUGCUUUCUGUAUUUGUUCCCAGGUGGCGAACGAAACAGAACUUGGACUUCAGCUUCCUAAUGCUCUAUGCUCAAGACAAAGGAACCUAUUAUGUUCAGGUAGAGAUCAAAGGUCACUUUGAGUCAAAUAACUAUCAAAAAUCCUAAAGUACUGGGACUUGACUUCCCCUAGUAUACAACUGAAUAAAUUCCUGACUUAAAAGAGAAUAUCAAAAAUGUGUGUGUGUUUUUGUUUUUUUUAUAUAUAUUCUCUAGUUAGAGGACGAUGUUGUUGCAAAGUCUGACUACCUCAGCACCAUGAAGAACUUUGCCGACAAGGAAACCUCCAAAGACUUGCUCUACCUAGAGUUUUCCCAGCUCGGAUUCAUCGGUGUGUGUCUGAACUAUUAAAUCCUUAAUUGCUUGAGUAUUUUAUAGAAACUAAUUACUACCUGUGUGAAUCUGUCUGUUUUAUCUUCCAGGAAAGAUGUUUCGAACCCGUGACCUCCCCAUGAUCUCAGAGUUCUUUCUGAUGUUUCACAGAGACAAACCCAUUGACUGGCUUUUAGAUCACAUCCUGUGGGUCAAAGCCUGUAACCCCGAGAAAGACGCAGUAAGUAUUUUACCUCAGAAAAGUUAAAGAUUAUCUAAUGAUCUUCACGUGUUGGAUAUUAAUUACAAAGCAAAGGGGUCUCUGGGGUCCCUCAAUUCACAGGUUCUUGAGGAAAUGGGCUGAGGCAGAAAUCUGAAAUGUGUAGAGCCUGUUCAUUCUCUUUAAUGAAGUUUAUAUGACUGCAGCCCUAUGAACACAGCAGUAUGUCUCCUGUUGUGUCCUAUGCAGAAAGACUGUAAUACGCAGAAGGAAUUACUCAAGAAGAGGUACAAGCCCUCCCUCUUCCAGCACGUCGGCGUGCACUCGUCUCUGUCUGGGAAACUUCAGCCUCUAAAAGUGAGUGCAAGCGCAUAGAUCACAGACAUCACAUUAUACACUUUUUAUUUCCAGUUUGACUGAUUUUUAAAGGAAAUAAAUUAAUAAUUAUGCACAAUACUAUCAGCAUGAUAUCCGUGCCGGCAGAUAGUAGCAUCAAAAGUUGGUUAUUGGUAUUUGCAGAUAUGAACAUUUCCACUGAUCUACAAACCCCAAUUCAGUUGUGAUACCAAGACUACAAUAAUUAGCAAAUAGUUUUCCACAUAUAUUCACUUGAAUCCACUACAAAGACAAGAUAUUUAAUGUUCAAACUGAUCAACUUGACUGUUUCUUACAAAUAUUCACUCAUUAUGAAUUUGGUGUCUGCAACACGUUCCAAAAAAGUUGGGAACAUUAACAGGCAGAAACCUCGAGCAGAACCAGACUCAUGUUAGACAGUCAUCUGCUGAGACUGAGCUGGGUUUAACGUGAGGAAGUUAGGUCUCUGUGACAUGGGAGCAGGUUUUUUUUCACUUAAUCACAAAGUUGAAGUAGUAUUUACAUCAGGAAAAAACAGUGAGUAAAAGAUGUGUGAAUGUUUGAGGUUACUGGGGAUGAUUAAAAGAGUUUACACCUAUAAGACAAAUACACCAGAGUUAUUAAAUCAAAUAGGCUAAUACAAUUAAGUACAUAUAUUACUGCGAGGACACACAGGUGCACCGGAUUUAUCUUAAGAUCAGUAAUGUUUAAUGGAAACAUGCAGGUUAAGUAGUUCUGCUCAUGUCUGUAAUUGAACUUAUUUGUCUUUUUUAUUUCCAUGUGUGCUUGUAUCUGGUACCUGUCAGGAUAAAGACUUUGGGACCCAGGCCUUGUUUAGAGCUCACAAAAACCCUCCUGCAGAACUGAGCACCAGCCUGAUUCACUACCAGCAGCACAGCCUGGAUAGAGCGUAUGGAGGAGUGGAUUUCUUCUGGGCGACAGCACCCAUCAAAAAUGACUACAUACUCUUCAACUUCUCCCUGCCAAUCAACAUUACCCGGUCUGUCUGAUUUUCAUAUUUAAGCUUUUGGAAAGGUUUUGGUGGUGGGGCGAGCUGAAGUGUUGUUGGUUUUUUUUGUUGGGUUUUUUUUGCGUCCUUCUCCAUCACAGCUCCUAAAGCUAAGCUGCUACGUUAUAUUUAGCUGCUCAGUUUUCCGAGGUCUUCUAAUGGGAGGGGACGAGUCGGAACUACGGGAGAGGGGUGUGUGGAAUACAGCGAGGUGAUUGGAUGGAGAGGCGGAGCAGGAGAUUUACCAAUAGGAGCUGUCCAGGACAGAUGGCCCGUAUUGGUCAAUGUUUUUGCAGCCCUGCACCUGUUUGGGUGAACAGAUUUUUCUUUUUUCUCUUAACUUUGUAGAGAUCGCACCAUAGGACCAUGAUCGCCAUAAACGAGGUUCAUAAUAAUUACCAAUCUCUCCAAUCGUCAACCAUGUCUUUUAUGUAAAAGGUUUUGUUAAAGGACAGAUGAAAAACCUCAAUCUUCAGUAUUUACUUUUCAAUGCUAAAAAAACAAGCACAGAAAACUAAAUAAACUCACACUGUUGAGUCUGAAUAAACCCACACCCACUUAGCACAUAGCUCUGUCACUGAUGUGUGGUUUUCUACAAUCCGGUGUUCAAAUUAUUUUUUUUAAUGACAUUUAACAAGCAAUGCUUCUGUGAUGAAGUGGGUGAUCAUUUAAACUCAGCUGUUUACCUGUGCUCUUUAGACUUACUCCUCCUUGGACCAACAAAGUGAGGAUACUUACCCCCCACCCUGCUGACAUAUUUUGAGGUUUGGAGUUACUAAUGUACCUUAGGCUAAAAUAUGAGUGCAGGAACGUUGCAUUUUUGUCAGAGUCUAAGUGUUGAAUUUUGUAUAUAGGACUGUAAAGAGUCCUGUAAAGUUGGUGAUUUUAUUCUUGUUUUAAUGAUAAAACACAGCAGCAAUAGGUUAUUGGUUGCUACACAUUGUUUAAAUACAUAAUUACACAUGUUUUAGCUCAUCCAGAUCUUUCACAACCUUAAUUUCACUCCUAUUAAGAUGACACACAUUUUUAUCCAGACUGUAUGAAUUUCUUGAUUCUGAUUGGUCAAAAUCUCCCCAAACUAGGGAGGCAGGAUACUGGAAUUUUGCUGAUAUCCAGUAUGUCGACAUAUGUACAGACUCACAUGUACCCACCUUAUUUUUCAUCACAAAGAACACCAAAUCUCUCCUAUAAUAGAGUUUAUUUGCCUGUUACUCUUAUUAUGACAGUCCAUUUGUUAAAGAAACACACAUAAAACACAGGCAGCAUUUGAUUCUUCUGCAUCUGUAAUGUGUUUUCUGCCUGUUUACAACACUUAACAUGUUGGCACAUAUUGGCCUUUAACUGGGGGGUCUAUGAGUUGAAUACACAUCAUCUUUGAUAUGGAACACGGAAUUAGGAAAAUGACAACACAAAAAAAGAACUUUAUUUAUCUGUAAAAAGAAAUCCAUUCUUCGGGGGUCUCAUGUCAUCUACUGUUUUCGAUGAAUUAAAAAGUCUGAUUGCUGUACUGAUGAAUUCACCAUAUUUACCAUCCAUUAGGCUAACAAUGUCAUUUUUGUAGAGAAAUGGUCCAUGUAUUAUCCGUCCAUUCAAUUAUUCCAUUUGAUCUAGUAAACAAAAAACAAAAAAACGAGUCAAUAUUUUGUUUAUUUGUAAUUCUGUGUAACCAAAAAAAUAAAAGAUGAAUGUUUGUUUUCGUAUUUUCAAUUCAAAACAGAAUUUGUAAUAGAGAUGGAAACAAAAACAAAACAAUAAAUCUACUUUUCGUUUUUGGGUUAUUGAUGUCCCAAUUUCCCACGGUGCCUUUCUACUGUUCACGCAUGCGCAUUGCAGAACAAAGUAGCCAACAACGUGGACCAAAAACAUGGUAGAGAAAGGCUAAUCUUGUUGGCAUAUUUAAAGCCGCCAGGAGGGUCACGCUGAAGGAGGAAGAUAUGACUGUAGAAAAAAUUACAACCAGAGCUCUGUUACAACGGAAGAUUUUGGCGCUCGAACCACUCUGUCGCAUCCUUGGCCAUGGUAACUGUCGCUGAGGAUCAUGGGAAGGCCAGUGUAUUCUCCAUGCAUGUAUGCUCUAAACAGGUGCACUCAAAAUCAAUAAUUGUAAAUAAGAUUUAUGAGUUCGCUUUUGUUUCCUUCUCAAUUACAUAUUCUGUUGUGAGCUAAAAAAAACGAAAACAAACACUAUUUUUUAAAUUUUUUGGUUAUACAGAAAAACAAACAAACAAAAUAUUGACUCGUUUUUCAUUUUUCGUUUACUAGUUUGAAUGGAAUAAUUGAAUGGACGGAUAAUACAUGGACCUGAAAUACAUCACAGACGGCUGUCUCUAUGCAGUUUGCUUUUUUUUUUUUUAAUCAAUGUGACUGAGAUAAUUGCUGUCAUCUCUGCUGCUUAGAGUUGCUUUGUGAGCUCUCAUCCUGAUGGCAUGAAAUUCAGUUCACCAAGUAGCUGGAUGAAGAGGGAAAGAUCAUUUCAAUUUGGAGUCGAUUGCUGACCAAUGUGACAAAUGUCAGUUUAUAACCACCCUUCUUCCUGGGGCGAUUGAGCGCCUGUAAUGGUACAGAUGCCGUGCACUCUUGGUUCAUAACCAAUAAUCAGGAUACUGAGAGUGAGCUCUAACUAGGCUUCUACUUUGUAGGCUUUAACUCACUGCAGGGCAGCCUACAGUAACCCUGGUUCAAAGAAACAUAAACCCAACACAAUGAAGUCUGUUACAGCACAGUUUGUAAUUGAAGGGCUGAAUCACAGCUGUCUGAUUUAUGCCAACAUAACAUUAGUAGACGAUGUAUGAUUGGAGACAGUUGAUGUCUUCAUCACCAAGAGUUUAGAGAGACAAUGCUUAUUUAUGCUCAAUCACAGCUGGUAAAAAAAUAUAAGUGUGUUUGCGCUGUCAGGCUUUUUGCAGAAAGGGAGAAAUAAUAAAAAUAAUGAAUGCAUAACCGUUCAUAUACAUUUAUGCAAACCGGUGCACAUGAGGAACAAACCCUUUGGGCUCUAUUUUCGUUUCCGCCGGUGAUGGAGCCCGGCGUACAGCCAGUUUGGUAUUUUCGUAAUGAGGCGCACCGAGUUCCGCCAAGCUGGGGGUGGUGGCGCGGCAGGGGGAGGUGUCGACAGAAUCAGCUGGUGCAGUGACAUUUUUGUGCUCACCAGUGGUGUAUGAAGUGCGCUGAAAGCUCGCUGAUUCAAACCUGGUCAGCUUUCAGCGCAGGCGGAGAGCAGCUGGUCUAGUGGUAUUUUGGUAGACCAGCGUCACAGAUGCUAAAUCAAUAUAUUCUGAUCAAUAUCUGAUCUGAUGAGCGUGUUUGGCACGCUUUUGGACACACAACCUGACCAAAUCACCACAGCUGAAAACGCAUUAAAUUAAAUUAAAUAUGAUGAAGUUAACAAGAUAUUUAAUUAGUCUCCCCCCUAUUUCUUUCUUCCUCUUCUUCCUCUUCCUCUUAUUUCUCGUGCAGCUCGACCUGGACAUGUCUCCGUGUCCUCUCCCCGUCCUGCUGCUGCUGCGGCGGCUGAACAGAUGAUUUGUUUCAGUGAUCAGAUGAGUUAUUUACUUUAAGCCUACAUACGAAUAUUAUAUAAUUCAGUUUUGUGAGCCAAAUUUAUUUUAUAUGCUAACAUCUAUGAAAGAAAGAGCCAGGCCACGGAGCGUGAUGCGUCCUUUACACACUGAUGGUUCCGAUUUUAAUGCCAUUAUUGGAAUUUAUGUUGUGAUCUGUGUGCACAACCCACCUUUGUCACGUGAGGUUUGAAUAUAUGCAACUUUAUGUGAGUGUCUUUAUUUGCGGAAAAGUAUGUUGGACCAGUGGGUCCAAAAUUACACACACCAAAUCCAUCCGUGCUCGUAUGAGAGAGUGUGGAGGACGCCCUCUGCAGCACUUACAGUGACACUUGUUGAGAAGCUGCCUUCUGUCACCAUCGUGUGGCAUUACUGUCUUCAGACAUCUCUUGAUCUCUUUGACAACUUUACAAAAAUUGUAAUACGCCUUGCCGUUGGCGGAUUUAAAGGUGAGGAGAGGAGUGGUCCUGAUUGGUGAAAACAGGUCUCAGCUGUGUUAAACCCACUCCACGCCUUCUCUCCUCCCUCCCUACGACUUACGCCGCUGGAAGGAGCUGAGUUAGGGAGGGGGGAUACUUACAGUUGAUGCAGUUAACAAGUAUGAACAGUUUCAGCAGAAUGCAUGAAGACAUAUCAAUCCUCACCAGUGCUACAAAUAUCUAAACUAAUAAAAGCCUGAAUGGUUCAUUAUAAAGAGUUGUUUGGGUGCAGACAGAGCUGGCUCUUAUUGUUAAGCUGAGCUGAAUGAUCUAGAUCACUAAAAAAUGAUGCCUUCCUAUCAGUUGAAACUUUUUCACUGGUGCAACUGGUUACUAAUUUUUGUGAUCCUGUCCAAUAAGUUGACAGAUAGAGAGAGAGUCAAACACACCCUCAGCUAACACUUCUUAUUCUUAAGCCCCCCAUGUGUCAAACCUGUGCUGUUUUCUCUUCUGCAGGUACCUGUUUCGCAGUGGAAGUAUUGAAAAGAGUGGAGAUAAAUUGUACAACACAACUGUGGAAGUGUUACCUGGCAAUGUGAGUGACCUUCCUCUUUGUAUGUCUGUCUGUGUGUUAUUUAGUUCCUCUACUGUCGUCAGGCAAGGCUUGGUUUUCAUCUCAGGUGUUGGUGCCUCAAGAAAGAUUGGCAGGACAACAUGAAACACAAGCUAUCUGUUAUCACUCCAGCUUUUCUCUGCUCUGUGUGUGUGUGUGUGAUUGUGUGAACCGACACUUCUGUCAUGCCAAAGGUGAAAAGUGGUCAUGCUGUGUGUGACUUUUAAGUAAAGUUAGACCUGCGUUUGAGUUCAUACUAAAUGUUGGACUUCAGAUUCUGGGCUUUAUGCCAUCGUUUUAGCUAAAGUGCUGUAAAGGUUUAAUUGUCAAUUUUGCCUCCUUAUCUGAAGCUGGUUUCAUACAGCUUUAAAAAUCAAAGACUGUGUUGCUGAUAAAAAAAAAGACUUUAUCUCUUCAGAUUUGAGAGAGGGAGCUGAUCUUUAAAACGUGACUCAGUAUUUCUUUGUUGUACCGCAUCAUAACCUGAACUGACAAGACCUUUGUGUUGUGUACUUUGACAUUUUAGUAGAGAGAGUGUAUGUAUUACUGUACUGUAUUGUAUAUAGUGUGUGUAUUACUGCAGAACCUGGCAACAGGACAGAAACAAUACAGUUCACAUUAUGCUAAAAGGGGGUGAGGCAAAAACCAAGAAGGGACAACCUUAAGUUAAGUUAAAAAAGUGUGACUAACAAGAGUCUUUAAAGGGACACCGAGGACUUUCAGUGCUUAUAGAGUCAGAGUCUGCAAGGACCAGCUGGUGUAGCUGCAAAAUACAGUGUAUAUCUUGCUGAUCAAAACACACCUGAAUCAUGAGCUCCCUCAGGCGGGUCUAGUCCAAAGCAGAACAGAUUUUUGUGAUGGUAUGAAGCAGACACUCAGUCGUGGAAAGUCAUUGCCCUUUUUUCUCUAUUCUUCUGAUGUGGUGCUCUGAUGGAUCAUAUUGUCAAACCUUGUUUUAUAGCAUCAAAUAAGUCAUUAAAAGUUCACGUUGUUGUCUAAUUUUGGCUAACAGAGCAUGACAAGCACACAGAUGUAACCAUCUUCUCUGUAAACUGUCUGUAUCUUCCCAUUUUUAUCAUAAACUCUGAUAAAUGCUCCCUGAUCACACCCCUGAUGCCUCAUCAGUCCAGGAUUGUCACAUAUCCAAAGUUAUUCCCUUAUUGGACAAACAUGGACACUCCUCUGUAUAUAUGGACAUGGAAAGUAAAUAUAGACUUUCACAAGCAGACAAAUAAAACAAGUGAUGAAAAGCAUGCAGCUCUUAAAAUUAAACUGUACAGCAAAGCAACUUACUUUAAAAGCCAAUAGUUUCCACAGACUGCUAGUUUUCUGGUCUUUAUCUUCAUGUGUUUCUGUGACACCCAGGGGCUUUACUAUCCCACUGUGAGGAUCAGUGUGUUUGGUGCUAUGCUCACAUUGUUUGGGAAAGGUGAGUCAAAUUAUGACAGAUUGUCAUAAUUUACCGAAUGACACUCAGUGACAACCUUUAGAAAAAGUGUGGGAACCUGGACGGGGAAUUCUUAGCUGUCAGACCUUUGUUGAAACCAAGAAUCGCAAAAGUGAGGUCUUCAUGUAGGUCCUUUUGUUUUAUCUGGACUUUGAUUAAAUAAUGAGUCUCUUGUUUCUGAACUUAUAAUUUGCUCACACCUUUGUUCACUCCCACACAAAUUUACAACAACACAGUCAUGCCAUUGGUCAUUAGAUCAAGUCAUUGGUCUAACAAACUUCAUACAUUGUGAGAAAACUAGGACGUGUCAGCUGUGUCACCUGGAAGGUGAGGCUGUAAAUGCUUUUCUUCAGAUGUCACCAGACAAGUUUUAAAUGCUUGAGUUGUUGCAGCUGGAGAAUUGCUUUGUAAUUUGGUUCAGUGUUUCAAUGAAAGACUAAAGAGAUUUACAGCUUCCUGAAAACAAAGCAGCCAAACCUGCUUUACAGAGCUUCCACAAAAUAGUAAUGAAUAUGCAGGUCAGCAGGCUGGCAAAGUGUUGAAGACCAACCCAUGCUUUGUUAGGUUUUUGUGUAACAAUUACCACAACAAUUUGUUACACAAUCACCAAACGUCCUGUGAAGACUAGUCACCAAGUCUGCUUUGGAUGUGGAACCACAAAGGCUCAUUGUGCCAAAUAUGAGAACAGGUACAAUACAGAAAUCAGUCCUGUACAGGGUCCAGUGUGGUUGUAUGAUUAUCACAUUAUCCAAAAGUAGACAGAAAUUCAAGAACAAUACCAAUUUUGAUUUUGUGUUUUCUGCUUAAAGGGGGGAUAUCAUGCUUUUCCAAAUUUACAACAAAAACACAGACCUCAUAAUUUACUCUGGAGUUCUUUAUGAUAGAUGUGACACAGUUGAUAAACACCUUUUUUUUUCCUGAAGUGGGUUAGCAACAUAAAAAAAACUAACAAAAAAACAAAACAAACUGUGAUGCAUAAUGGCACUUUUCCGCUAAGUUUGUGAAGCAUUCAACCCUUAGCACUGUGUGAAUUACAAAUGUGUUUUUGGCUUGGUAUAGUGAAUUAAUUCCUCACUUCACUAAAAUAUAAAUGAAUUAUUUUACAAACCUGCUUUACAAAAAGGCCCGGUACCUGAAGUACAGCCAAAGUUAAUCAAAGACCCAGUCUUUACUCAAGGAUUAACAGUCUACUCAGGAUUUCACCAUAAAAAAAUAAAAAUUAAAAAUAAAAAAAAGGAAAAGUUGCAUAAGGCUGUGGGACAUUUUUUUUUUUUACCUGCAGCCCUGCCUCUCUCUAAAACCUCCUAAAACAGUAACUUUGGUUGACGUGAUUUUCAUGCUUUUGCAUUCAGAUUUGAUUUGAUCAGUGGAGUCACCCAAAAGUAGAUUCAUUUAUAAACAUGAUCACUGAGACUGGAAUGGAUGACUAUGGGCAAUGAACGUCGUACUUGUUGCUUAAUGCCACAUGUAUUAGUUUAAGUUAUUUCUGUUUCUAAAAGUCACCUGUUUUCCUCUCUCUGCUGAUUUAUUUGUUGUAAAAGAUAUUUGGGAUGUUUACAGGACUGUUCCUUUUAAAAAGGAGGUUAUAUGAUUUAAAUAAAUAACCUAAGGCUCUGUGACACAGUCUGAAGAGGCUUCAGUGGCUCUGUGCCAUCCAAUCUUUCAGUUUUGCUGUUGUACAUCAAUAACAUCAAUAAGGCCUGGAAUGUCAAAAGGAAGUUGGCUGGAAAUAUUUCCAUGUUCUGACAACAGCUGCUGCUUCAUUGGAAGAAAUCCACACCAUUCAUAGAUAUCUUUGGUUUGAUGAUUUUGAAUGUUUCACUUCCCUGAAUUUCUGCUCUGUUUUCCUCAUGCAGGCCUUCGCAAAGGGUCAGAUCAAAUCUGUGGACGGCUUAACUUCCCCCUACCAGCAAUCUGAUAAGGGCUUCACUGUCGUCGGUAAAUAUGCCACCUGAGCACAUAAAAAAAAAGAAUGUUGACUCUUUUAUCAAACAAACACACACACACACACACACACACACACACACUGAAGCAUCAGUCAUGUAACAUGGAUUAUGUUAAGUUUAGAUGAUUAAUCUGUUUUGAAAAGGGUAGUAAAGGGCGAGGCUUGUUUGAUCACAUUCCUCUGAAGCUACAGAUGUUUGGUUUCACACACCUGAAGGCUGAAGUGCGAUGGCUGCUCAUGAAAGAGGACAGAUAAAGCUUGUGUUGUGGAAAAUCCAACAUAAACUCAGUAAAACAAUGCACAGGAGACAGGAUGAGAUCUGAAGAACAGCCUGGGCGUCUUUUAUUGUACAGAUGUAGAAAUCAGUACAGAUGACAAACAGAGUCUCGACCAAGACAGAGGGAUGCUUUCUCUUCUACUCCCUUUUAUGAUGUUAGGUGCGGGCGUGUGUGUGUGUGUGUGUGUGUGUGUGUGUGUGUGUGUGGGGGGGGGGGGACAUCCUCAAACACAUGUUUGAGGAAAAAAAAAUGGACUGGCACAUUCAACAAGUGAAAAGGGGUAAAUGUAAGUCAGAACAUAAUGAAAAUAAUUCACUUAACAAUGGUAGGGUCGAUUCUAUCCUUACAAAAUAUGGGAAGACAAUAUAAAUUACCUAUAUAACUGCACUCAUUAUAUAAUGCAAAUAAGGUUGCUUAAAAGUUGGUGGGGACAAUUUGAGCACCCUGAAAAGUUGGUUGUGUUAUGUCUCUACCCUCCCUAUGCAAACCUACGCCCUUGUUGUUUAGACUCAUCUUAUCUCUGGCAGAGAUUAAAUGUUCCAACAGACAGAUAGUUCUGGUAGCUGCAAGACAGCCUUGCUUACAAACCUCAGAGUCAUGAGGCUGCAUAAGCAGGCCAACCUAGAUUAUUUGUAACUCCUUAUUAAAAGAUAGUUACUCUAUAUUUCUUAACCUAAAUAUAUGAAGAGAUUCUUCUACACUCGUCCGGAAGACUCAAACCUGUUCCUUAAACAUGUUUGCCCUUUAAUAGAUUUCAAAUUGAUAUUUCUUCAUCUGUGAUAUUUACACAAACACAUUUUGUGUCAAUACUUAACACUGUGUCACACAUUCACACCACUUUAUCCCUUUUUAAAACUCUUACUUUCACUGAAUUCAAUGCAAGAGUUCGCUUAUAUAAAGUAUUUUCACUCACUUAACUUUUACUGGGUUUAGAAUCUGGUGAAACUCACCUCCUGCAGUUUAACACUCCAGAAACUUCAAGACCUGUCAUCAGAGAGAAGCAGGGUUAGGUCCGUUUAAAUGUGGCGGUAUUAGACUCUUGCAAUCUCAGUGUUCAUAUGAUAAAAUAAUAAUAAAAAAUUAAAAAAAACAGUUUAAACACUAUUUUUGCAGGCAGGUAAGAAAAUAAUGAAUGUGUGUCUGUAUGUUUGAUUCAGGUGCGUUUGAGAAUGGGUUGGCCGAAGGUGAGAUUGAAGAAUCCCUGCGGCCGAUCUCUGCUCUCCGUCUGGUCGUCCACUCCCACGCUGCUGUCUGGGCUUUGCUGAGUGAGGUACGACAUGAGUGUGUGUGUUCAUAUGUGUGUUCUCCAUUGUAGACUAUGUUCAUGUUGUUAGGUAUUUUUCAUUAUCCUCUGUAACGUCUGAGCUGUCACACAGAAGCGUUUGAAUAUUCAGAUCUCUUAAAAAAAAAAAGGGUAGGCAGAAGUUUUCCAUUUCUGAAACCAUGUCAGGUGAUUUCCAGACAUGCUUACAUGAGUUUGUACCAGUACAGCCACAUGUUUUUCAUACUUGGGGAGGAAGGUUUGUUUAACUAUACAUAACCCUGAAGGAACUAAAGGGAGUUUACAUGACACCUCCCUUUAUACCUCUGCCUUAUUAUUGCAAACACAUUCAUAACUGAAUUGUUAUCAUAGUACUAUGUACUAUGGAUUUUAAAUAAAUCAUUGGAGAGAGGCAGAUGUUGUGCUAUAGAUUGCUUAAUAUGGCUAGUUUUGCCUAAAAUACUAAAUAUUACUCUAAAAAAAAAGAUACAAUGCUAAAACAGUAGUUAAAGGCUGUUUUUUUAAGCUUUACACGCAUGAGCAAUAGGCAAAAUGUGCUGCUAGAAAAGAUGACGUCAGCCAUCUGAGGGCAAAUGCCAAUAUGUACAAAUGCCAGUAAU